AAAGUCUAAAACUUUAAGCAGUCGAGCGUGUGGUUUGCUGAUUUCCGUAAGUUUUUCUAAAAAUUUCCUUUAUUUCAUUGAGUUUCGUGUUGCUCAAAGCACCGUAAAUUGACGCACAAUGGAUUCGAACGGAGAUCGAAUAGAGAAGCUGUAUAAAAAUUACGAAAUUCUGACCGACGCAAAAGAAAAAAUUGGAGAGCACGAGUUAGAGUAUCGGGAAAUUCUGGAUGCUGUCAAGGGUACGGAUAAAGAGAAGCGCCUGGCUUCGCAAUUUAUCGGGAAAUUUUUCAAACAUUUCCCAGCGCUUGCCGAGCUAGCCAUCGAUCGGCAACUGGAUUUGUGUGAGGAUGAAGAUGCACAGAUUCGUAAGCAAGCGAUCAAAGAUCUUCCACUGCUCUGUAAGGACUCGAAAGAACACACACCCAAGAUAGGUGACAUCCUUGCACAGCUAUUGGUUACGGACGACGUGAUUGAACUUCAGCAGGUGCAUCUAUCCUUGCUUACAUUGGCCAAGUUUGAUGCGAUUGGGACAUUGACUGGAAUCUUCAGUCAAAUCGAGCUAGGAGACGAACCAACACGGUAUCGCAACUUUCAGUUUAUUCUAAACAAAUUAAUGAAAGUUGGAUCGGAUGUUAUUACGAAGGAAGUGGAGGAUUUUAUUAUCACUGAAAUAAAAAAGAUUCUCAUGGAUGUAAGCGCUGACGAAUUUCAUCUGUGUAUGUCAAUUCUCAACCAAACUAAGCUAAGCAAAACCGUAACCGGUCACGCCGAGCUGGUUGCGAUAGCGACGGAACAAGCAGAUUUGGAAGCCAACUUAGGAUCACUGACUAACGACGAUGAGACUGUUGAGAGAUUUAUUCAGUGUGCCAGCGAGGCGCUGCCGUAUUUUUCACAGUCCCAAGUCGAGUCAACCCAGUUUAUCAAGUUUAUGUGUGAGAAGUUGCUGCCAGUAAACGUUUGGAAUUCGAUUGGAACUGGAGAGGAUCAACACACAACCCAGUUACGUCUACUUAAAGUGUUUGCCGAAAUGUGUGCUUUUUGCGGGUCAUUGGACAAACCGGCGGAGAAGGUGGAAGCAAUCUACAAUGUGCUUUUGGAAUUCAUGCCACUUCCGCCGGCUGACGCCGAUAUGAAUGAAACACCAUCAUUUCAAUUUUCGCACGCCGAAUGUCUGUUGUAUGCUCUGCAUACUUUGGGCAAGCAAGCAGCAGAGUUUUUAACAUUUCCUGAUGAUGCUGGUAAGCUAAAGGACUUCCGUUCAAGAUUACAGUAUUUGGCACGAGGUACACAAGGUUACAUCAAAAAGUUGCAAGAGGCUGUAAAAGACAAAACCACGGAAGAAAAGAAGUCCGAGGAAAAUCAAAUCAAAAUUACAGCGCUGAAGACCACUUCUAACAUCAGCACACUUAUUCGGGACCUGUUUCAUACACCACCCAGUUUCAAAUCUGCCAUCCACCUGUCAUGGGUGGCACCCAAGCCAAAAGGGGACUCCAAGUCUCCCGGAAAAAGACACGCGGCAAUUACGUUUGACGAGAACGGCAAGUCCAAAGAUUCCAAGGGACCGAAGCACGCAAAAGGCAGCACAGGAACACAGAAAGUCUAUACUCCACCGUCGGGGAAAUAUUCUGGCAAAGUGCAAAAUUAUUCCUCCAAAAGUGGCAGUGGAAGCGGGAGUAGCAGCGGAAAUAGUCGUCGUUCCGGUGGCGGCGGAGGAAGCGGCUUUCGCCGAAGCAGCUUUGGCAGUCGCGGUGGCGGUAGCGGAGGCAGGAGACGAUAUUAAAUGUUUGCUGCAGAGUGAAGGCAUUUGCCUCAAAACGGGUGAGAUUGAUCGAACGAGAGAACAGAGUACGAAUUUUAGCGUUGAUAUUUCCUACUAACGUUAAGCCAUUUAUGGAAAAAGGUCUGGGGUAAUUAGGUGACAUUGGUUUUUUAUUCUUAAACCAAACGCUAAUGUUACGCUAGUUUGUUAUAAGUAAAACACUUCGAAGGACCGUCACAGUUGGACAGCGGAUGGAUUCAUCAGCCUUGGAAAACCAGCCAUCAAAUCUGUUUGGUAUAAACUUUUAUUCAUAUUUCUUUUUCAGGGUAGAUGCCGUACCGAAAAUAUUUACAGCCGUCAUACCUUUUUAUUAUUUCAUUUUUUUCAAUCAAACUGUCAAACUUAUAUCACGCAAACGACUGAUUUUAUGUUUUCCUUUUCCGUUUAAUUAGAAAGCUAAAAAUUCGUACUCUUGUUAAGGCAAUCGUCUAAAUUUUUGAAAGAAACAACAUCGUGGGACAAAACCUCAACCAAUUUCGCUCAAUAUCAAGCUAUUGGUUCUAUCUAGAGGGCGACAAACGGCAAACUGUAAAAAAAACGUAACGCAAACAAGAGUGUGUAAAACCGAAAAUUUAAUUUCGUUUAUACGAACAAUUCUCAAAACGAAGACGCUAGCUUGUAGUUCAUUCAGGCUUCCAUUUAACAUUUUUCGUAGCGAACGAAGCCUAUAAUAUACAUGAUAACAGCGAUCUUUGACGCAGUGAAACAAAUAGGAACAAAAAAGCAGUUAAUAAUAACCGAUUUGCACACUGAAAUAUAUAACUUCACAUGUCGAGCCGCUGAUCAAUUCCGCAGCACGAACAGCAGCAGUUGGCCGCACAGCACAGACCAUACGGAGUUAUUCAAGCUUGCACAUGUUUUAAAAUAUUUAAUGAGCUCUUAUAUGAAACAUUAUCUUCUAAUAUGCAGAAUAAUACAUUUUCU
Sabethes cyaneus is the source of this 2743-nucleotide messenger RNA. It is a transcript of the gene cass, whose product is annotated as apoptosis inhibitor 5 homolog. Gene Ontology annotation, cellular component: nucleus. Gene Ontology annotation, molecular function: RNA binding. Lineage: Eukaryota; Metazoa; Arthropoda; Insecta; Diptera; Culicidae. The record is from RefSeq and is a predicted model, not a curated record. Bases 119 to 1780 code for a protein of 553 amino acids. Gene Ontology annotation, biological process: negative regulation of apoptotic process. The transcript is spliced from 9 exons.